Sphaeramia orbicularis (orbiculate cardinalfish) is the source of this 444-nucleotide messenger RNA. RefSeq names its product neurofilament light polypeptide-like. NCBI's taxonomy places the organism in Eukaryota, Metazoa, Chordata, Actinopteri, Kurtiformes, Apogonidae. The record is from RefSeq and is a predicted model, not a curated record. The coding region runs from base 52 to 330 and encodes 92 amino acids. The transcript has 5 exons.
UUGAUUUCUGCACCAGUGAAAGACUUCAUUGUGUGUGUCACCAAAGACAAAAUGAGUGAACACCAGGAAACUGAUGGAAAGCCCACCGAAGAGCAGGUGAAGAACGAGGAAGCAGAGGAGGAGAAGGAAGAGAAGAAGGAGGAGGGGGAGGAGGGGGAGGAGGGGGAGGAGGGGGAGGAGACGGCUUCUAGUGAUUCAGGCUCAGGUUCAGAUGAGGAAGGAGGAGGGGAUGGAAAGGGAAAAAAGAAGGGUCAUGGGAAGAAACGACGAGGAGGACGGGGAAAGAAGGAGAAAAAAGAGAAAAGAGAAAAAGACUACAGACAUGCUUGAAUCUUGUCCUUGUUGAUGAUAAUGUAAAGAAAGGAACACAAAAUCUUGAAUAAACUAAUCUUGUAAAAUGACAACAGCUUUUUCCAUUAUUCACAAAAAUAAAAAUGUGUAGCA